AUGUUGAAGUUCGAGUUCGACGCUACGUGGGCCCGUGACCUGGCCUACCACUGGCUGUUUGUUCUGUUGGUGGUCUUCGCGAUAGGUCUGGCGCCCCCACUAGCCUUGUGGUUGCAGUUCAACUUUCACACUUACUGCGACGACUCCAACUGCUCAGAUAUAGUCGAGGAACUACGCCGCUCGCUGGAUUUGCAAGCGGAUCCGUGCGACAACUUCUACAAGUUCGUGUGUGGCCGCUGGGAACUGACCAACCGCCCGUUCGCCGACCAGGCAUCGCAGCACCGGCAUCGAUUCCGGCAAGAGCUCGCCGCAGCCAUGCUUCACCGGGAGCCGCGGAGACACGACCAGGGUGCUGUAGACAAGGCGGCAAGGCUGUACAAGGAAUGCAGGUACAAACCGUUCGACGACAGCUGCCAGCUAAAUACAGUGGCUUCAGUGCUGGCCAACUUGAAUAUCACGUGGCCUUUCACAAAUCUACAUUCCGCUUCACUGUGGAACCUGCCUGUCACCAUCGCGCUCACGAAAGCGCACCUGCACCACGGCCUGGACAUUCUGUAUGCGAUGGGCGUGGUAUUUCGUGGAGUCAAGCACAAACGCAAGAUCGUGCUGCACAUCGGCCAUCUGCUACCGCUGCCUGAGCCUUUGCUCAGUCGUACUCAGCUCAGUCGUGCCGUCGUCGAUUUGGCUGCAAUGAUGGGCCCAGUAGGCGUUGACUAUAAACACCUGGCAAAGCUUGUGCAGGCGCAGGAGCAAAGCCUGGCUACGUUUCUCAAGGAGGGUCCAGCCGAAGAGGAUGAAAACACUAUGGUGACAUUUGAAGAGGCAGAAAUGAGAUUUCCUAAGCACAAUUGGACACUAAUCAGGACGCUUAUUAACAGCGAAGUGGGCUCCACGCUAACUGUUGAGGACCAUCUGUACAUAAACAGCCGUGCCUUGGAGGCAGCCACGAGUGUUUUGAAGGACGGCGCCGCCGUGCACGCAUUUCUGGGUUGGCGAAUAGUGCGCAUGCUCACGCCUAUGGGCUGUGGACUCGCCGGGAUCGCGCUGGCGCAGGCCGCGGGUGGCGAUGUGGACGUCGUGUCUGAUCUGCUGGCCAGAGGCACACUGGACCGGCUGCAAGAGCACAUGCCCAUGGCCCUCGCGGCUCCUUAUAUUGAACAAAAGCGACCCGGAGAAGCGAGGGAAGGCCUGCAGUGGCACAUCGCACGACUGAUGCAGAGCUUCGAGAAAGUUUUCUACAACAGCGCCUACCUCAGCAGGAACUUCCAAAGGAGGGCCGCCAGGUUGAUGAAGCGCUUCAAACCGCACCUGCUCUACCCCGACUACACACACCUGGAGGUUCAGGUCGACCGUGGGUACAGGUACAUGCCGGACUUCGAUGGGGACUGCCUAAACAUGACAUUGACACUGUUGCGUGAAAGCAGCCGCCACCGCCUCCGGCAGCUAGGCAAGGCAGGCGCACUCUACGGCGAAGGCUGGGAGCUGCCGCAGACCUCAGUCCGGGCGCUGUACUCGCUCGAAGCGGACGCCCUGUUCGUACCACUAGGCGUCGCUGCGGCGCCUCUUUACGCAGCUGGCGCCCCGGCCACGUGGAAGCUGGGAGCACUGGGUACAGUACUGGGUCAGGAGAUUGCCGACACAGUGCUCGGGCUCGCCGAUUCGUGGCACCAAUUGACGAAGCCCGAGGAACACUGCUUCGUCAAUGCAAGCCUGGCGCAUGCGCAAGCCGUGCAGGGCGCUUACAACGCGCUCAGUCUGGCUGUGUACGAAGGCGGCGCGGCCAUCGGGAGGCAGCGACUCCGCGGUCUCGAGCGUUUCGGUGACGCCCAGCUACUGUUCCUGGCCAGCUGCUUCACGCUGUGCCACGUCGAUGGGGAUGAAGCUGCGAGGAACGAGGCCCUCUGCAAUGAGGCGAUGCGCAACAGCCUCGAUUUCGCGCAAUCGUUCCAGUGCCUGCCAAAUUCAGCCAUGAACCCUACGGACAAAUGCAGUCUCUGA
Dermacentor silvarum is the source of this 1998-nucleotide messenger RNA. RefSeq names its product endothelin-converting enzyme homolog. The transcript has 4 exons. The coding region runs from base 1 to 1998 and encodes 665 amino acids. The record is from RefSeq and is a predicted model, not a curated record. Gene Ontology annotation, biological process: protein processing. Gene Ontology annotation, molecular function: metalloendopeptidase activity. Gene Ontology annotation, cellular component: plasma membrane. Lineage: Eukaryota; Metazoa; Arthropoda; Arachnida; Ixodida; Ixodidae.